Molecule: messenger RNA, 2198 nt
Organism: Trifolium pratense (red clover)
Lineage: Eukaryota; Viridiplantae; Streptophyta; Magnoliopsida; Fabales; Fabaceae
Product: probable anion transporter 3, chloroplastic
Exons: 8
Coding region: 335-1882 (515 amino acids)
Biological process (GO): transmembrane transport
Cellular component (GO): plastid
Molecular function (GO): phosphate transmembrane transporter activity
Source: RefSeq, a predicted model, not a curated record
UUUCUUACAAAUCUUCAUUCUUGAUUCAAGGCACAAAUUCUUCAUUUGACAUCUUUCAAUUUUCUCACCAACCCAACCAAAUCAAACAAAAACUACCAUUCUUUUCUUUCUUUAUUUCAUUUUUUCUCUCUUCACUUUCAAAUAAAUCUUGUGGUGGUUGUUCAAAUGCAUUGCCAUUUCACCAAACUCACCAUAUAGACUAAAAAAUAUAUACAAACAAAUUUAUCACAACCAUGUUUCACACACAAAGAUUACAACCCUUUUCUUCAUCAUUCAUGAGUUUGUGAUCAUUAUUUAUUAAUUGUCUUUUUUAUCAUUACAAAAAUCAAUCUUUAUGGCUACAGCUACUACAAACUCAUCAAUAUUUCAUAACCUGUAUUCUUCUUCCACAAGAAAAUCUUCCUCUUCUUUUUCAUGUCAUUCAUUGGCAUCACCCCAUUUGAGUUUUGUUGGUUUAAGGAAAUCCAAGUUGGGUUUUGAGUCCAAAAUCUCAAUAAAAGAAUUGGAAUGGAAAAAAGGUAGAAGAACAAAAGAGUUGAGAAAACAAUGGAGUGUGAGGUGCACUGCAGAAGGAAUAGAUGGAGGAAUGUUUGUGGGAGGAAGAGGAAGAGAAGAUGGUAUUUUUGUUAGUAUUCCAGAAAGGUAUAAGGUUGUAUUGUUGUUGGCAUGUGUUAUGUGUCUUUGUAAUGCUGACCGUGUUGUCAUGUCGGUUGCUGUUGUUCCUCUUGCUGCUAAACAUGGUUGGUCUAGUUCUUUUCUUGGUAUUGUUCAGUCAUCAUUCCUGUGGGGAUAUAUAUUCUCUUCAGUGAUUGGAGGAGCUUUGGUAGAUAGAUAUGGAGGAAAAAGGGUGUUGGCUUGGGGUGUAUUGUUAUGGUCUUUGGCAACUCUACUUACACCUUUAGCAGCAAACCACUCCACAAUAGCUUUGUUGGCAAUUCGUGCUUUCUUUGGACUCGCUGAGGGAGUAGCUCUUCCAUCCAUGAGCACUCUUUUAUCAAGGUGGUUCCCAAAUAAUGAGAGAGCAACUGCAUUUGGAAUAUCGAUGGCCGGAUUUCAUAUUGGCAAUGUAAUAGGCUUGUUAAUAACACCAAUUAUGUUGUCAACAAUUGGAAUUUUUGGUCCUUUUAUAUUAUUCACAUUUAUUGGUUUACUAUGGGUGAUGACAUGGUCAUAUCGAGUUACAGAUGAUCCUUUUGAAAGCAAUUUCAUCAGCAGAUCAGAACUAAGAUUAAUCCAAUCCGGAAAAACUGCUUCUCCGAAAAAGAGUAACAAGUUUCCUCCCUUAGGACUUAUUUUAUCAAAAUUACCAUCAUGGGCUAUAAUAUUUGCCAAUGCAACUAACAACUGGGGCUACUUUGUUCUUCUCUCAUGGAUGCCGGUUUAUUUCAAAAGUGUAUAUAAUGUGAAUUUGAAGCAAGCUGCUUGGUUUAGUGCAGUUCCAUGGGCAACAAUGGCAAUUUCAGGUUAUCUAGCUGGUACUGCAUCAGAUUUCUUAAUCAAUGCUGGGUAUCCAACGACAUUUGUUCGUAAAUUCAUGCAGACAAUUGGAUUUAUUGGACCGGCUGUGACCUUGAUCUGCUUGAAUUAUGCAAAUACACCAACAAUGGCUGCUACACUCUUGACUGCAGCUUUGAGCUUGAGCUCUUUCAGCCAAGCUGGCUUUAUGCUUAACAUACAAGACAUUGCUCCUCAGUAUGCAGGAACUCUACAUGGAAUAUCAAAUUCAGCUGGAACAUUAGCAGCUAUCAUAAGCACAAUUGGAACUGGUUAUUUUGUACAAUGGCUAGGAUCAUUUCAGGCAUUUCUAACUAUAACAGCAUGUCUCUAUGUUGUCACCACUAUUUUUUGGAAUCUUUUUGCUACAGGAGACCAAGUUUUGUGACUUCUUCUCAUUCAAAAAUUCAUUAUCUUCUAUGAGAAAUGAAUGGAAAAAAUUAUUUCCUCCUUAUGUUGAUUCAUAGCUAAAAAAGUUAAAAUAUUUUCUGGCUAAACCAAAUAGUUUGUGUGUUGUUUGUAAUUUCAAAACUUUAUCCAAUAUAGUAGUUAGUCGAAGUAGAAGUUAGUUAGGCAACUCUUAGUUAGUUACUUGCAAUGCAAGGUAACUAACUUUGUAGAGAGAUUGUUAUAAAUAGUGUUCACCAUGAGUGUCAUUGUAUUCAUUCAUUUUUCUCUACUAAAUAAAACACUAUUUUCUCUAA